This is a messenger RNA of Drosophila takahashii, 2394 nucleotides long. RefSeq names its product RAD50 interactor 1 (gene Rint1). Gene Ontology annotation, biological process: endoplasmic reticulum to Golgi vesicle-mediated transport; regulation of ER to Golgi vesicle-mediated transport; retrograde vesicle-mediated transport, Golgi to endoplasmic reticulum. NCBI's taxonomy places the organism in Eukaryota, Metazoa, Arthropoda, Insecta, Diptera, Drosophilidae. The record is from RefSeq and is a predicted model, not a curated record. Gene Ontology annotation, cellular component: Dsl1/NZR complex.
CAAUUAUUUAUUUUUAUACGUGGUUCGUGGCCCGUUUAGCUUUAAUUUAAAUGUUGUUUUAGCCUUUGCUGCGCCAAAAUGCAUGCAAAGCUGAGCGAAAUGGAGCUGCGCAUAGUGGCGCGACUGAACGAGGAGAUUGGGAAGGAUGCCAGCCAGCUGCAUCGGGCCAGUCACCUAGUCGCCCACUACAAGGAGCGCCUCCAAGUCUUGUCCCAAACGCUCGACUACGAGGAUGCCCAGAACGUGUCCUGCUACAAAUCCGCCUUCCAGUGCCAGCAACAGGUCUGCGAGAGCAUCGACUUUGAGCUGGAAAAGUUGGCCCAGUUCGGCGUCAAGCUGAGAAAGAAGCUCAGGGAGUGCCAGCCCGCCCUGGAGAGCGUCGCCGAGGAUGUGGCCAAUGUGCGGCAGCUGCAGCGCCUGACGCAGUAUCUGCGCCUCGUCCAGGACAUCCAGGAGAUCAGCGCCGCCCUGGGCAAUGCCAUCAACGGCAAGGAUGAGGCCAAGCUGGUCAAUAUCUAUCUAACCCUCUACGAGGGCAACGAUUGCGAGCACAGCGUGGUGGGACGUCUGCAGGCCGUCCAGGCGCACUCCUUAAUAUCCUUUGCCGAACGCACUGCCAUCUACUGGCAUAAGCUGCUCCUCAAGCGGCUUUCCAGCGAAUUCGAGGCUGUGCUGAAGAGCAUGCGCUGGGCGCAUCUGGAACAGCAGGCCCUCAACUAUUCACCCACGCGGGACACUGCCAAGGCCCAGCUGCUGGCCGAAUACAUGUUCCUCAUCAAAUCCCCGGCCGAAGAGCAUGCGCCGCUGCUUAGCAUCACGCCCAGCAUUGUGUGCCAGCCCAUCAACCAGGUGGUGCAGCUCCUGCUGGCGCCCUACCGCCAGCGAUUCACGUUUCACUUUACAGGGGCAAGGCAAACGAAUCGAUUGGACAAGCCCGAGUGGUUCUACACGCAGAUUCUCAACUGGGGCAAGGAGACGCACUUCUUUGUGGGCAAGACAUUCCAGCCAGCGGCCAUGAAGGCGGGCAAGCUGGACUACAAUUUAAGGCUGGAGUUUAUGCGAGGUCUGGUGCAGUUAACCAUUGAGAAACUAGCGGUGGACAUUGAACAGAUUGCCCAAGACGAGAUACUCUUUGCCCAUCUGCUGGACGAGACGCUGGCCUUUGAGUCCGAGCUUAGAGAGACAUUUGGUUAUCCGGCCAGUUUUCCCAGCGCCAUUUCCGUUAUCACUCAGCCCAUGUAUUUGCUUCGCUGGAUUUCUCUAGAAGAACGAUUUUGUGCGGAGAAAAUGGAUGAUAUUCUACAGGCAGAGACGCCGUUCCAGCUAAUUGAUCCCAACACUUUCGACGACGAUCUGAAAAUCCCCAGGUGUGCGGAUCAGUUUAUGCGACUGCUGGACGCCAUUAAGGAUCGCUACUAUGGGCUAAUUCAGCCUGGUCAUCAACUGCAGUUCCUGCAUCUGCAGCUGGAACUGAUCGACAGCUUUCGCCGGCGGUUGGUGCAGCUGCACAGCAGUGGAGCGGUUCCGAGCAUUCCCGUUCUGAACGCCAUCAACUAUUUGGUAAUGGUGCUGCGUGAAUGGGGCGAAAAUGUGCAUUAUUUACACCUGCAUGCGGCUCUCGCCGGUCCAAAUGCACCGGAAAUCAAUUCCGUGUUUGAGCAUGCUGUUUCUGAGCUGGAACACUGGUCGCGGCAACUCACACGCAAUCUGGCGACGAAGGCGACCAACGAGAUGAAGGCCAAAUCGAUGAGCUAUCGCCAUGACGCGUGGCCCACAAUGCCGGAGCAGAACUGCAGGGAACCCUUUAUCCUUUCGCCCAGUGGCGGUGAAAUGUUCCAGGUGCUCGUCACCUUGCUGCACAAUCUGGAGCGUGAGCUGUCCGCCAAUCUGUUCAACCAGACGCUGCGCUUGAUAGCCCAUCAAAUCGAUGAGUUCAUGCACGAGAGCAUGGUGAUGAACACGAAGUUCUCGCCUGCGGGGGCAGCGCAGUUCAAUUACGACAUGACGAGAAACUUAUUUGCGCUCUUCGGACAGUAUACACGUCGACCGGAGCUGCUCUUCAAGAGAAUACACGAUGCCAGCAAGCUGUUGACGGCAGCUAGAGGCACAGCUUUGUUGCUGCUGGAAACGCUGCGCAGUAAUCAAUCGGUGGAGGAGAAAACAAAACCUCUGCGGGAACUGCAUGUGCUCUGCCUGGAUAGCAAACAGUGCAUUGAGGUGCUGGAACGGCGGACGGACAUCAAGAUGUUUUAAACUUAGAUAAUUAUUUUGUUUUAAUUAUAAAUCUUCGCUUUUAUUGGGCCUUAGGAAUUUUUGCAAAUAUGUACAACGUUUAUACGCCGGCUUUUUGCGAAAUAAGAUCAUUUACAAUUGAACUGAAAGUUGAAAAGAAAA